Messenger RNA from Tribolium madens (black flour beetle), 2059 nucleotides. RefSeq lists its product as uncharacterized. Lineage: Eukaryota; Metazoa; Arthropoda; Insecta; Coleoptera; Tenebrionidae. The coding region runs from base 93 to 2024 and encodes 643 amino acids. The transcript has 2 exons. The record is from RefSeq and is a predicted model, not a curated record.
UGUCAUUCUACAACAUUUUGUUUAUUUUUCGAUUGUGUUACUAAAAAUUUCCGCCGGUUAUGUGUCAAAAAACCAAAAAUCUUUCUUUAUAAAUGUCCUACUGCAUGGCCCCUCAAGACAUCGAAUAUCCAUGUUCGAAACGAAACAAGUGCAAAAAUUCUCGAAAAUAUAGAAACGACAUCCACGAACGACCCGUAAGAGACACUCCAGGCAUCAUUACCGAACCCACCAUUAACCAUUUCCCUCCACCCGAGCCUCCUGGGCCAUCCAGUGACUGGGAACUACAGUACUGCAAAUGGUCUGGGUGGACAUGGGUAAAAAAAAGCGACAGAGAAGAGUUUCGACCUCGAGUUGAGUUAAGGCAACCAUCCGAUUCACCAAAGGAAUUUUCCCCCGCCCAACAACCUCCAGGUGAGAAAAAAAAGAAAAAGGGAAGAUUAUUUAGCUGUUUUAAGAAAAGUACAAACGAUAACAGGGCCUCACAAAGAACCACCCCAAACGCUCCGCUCCCAAGACCCGCUCAACCCGAGCCACAACCAAUCAACGACGCGGUUUUGGACGAUUUUGACGAUUGCUGCUGUUGCGGGAUGGACUAUGAGUGCUGUUGUAAUGUUUGUCCUUGUGUGACUCAAGUUUGCUGCUGUUGUCCGUGUGAACGUGACCAAGGAAAACGACGCGAAAGCAAAACUAUAGAAACACAAACCGUAAAAGAAAUGAAAGAAAAAGCGACAAAAAUAAGUGAAAUGCAUCUUCCCAGGCCACGCCCUUGUUGUGUGCGAAAACGUAAAUGUAAAUGUAGGUGUAAGAGACCUGUUUGUUGUCCUUGUCGACAAAAGGCUUGCUGUCCUUGUGUCCAACCUUUAUGUUGUCCCUGUAAAAGCAACCAACCAGACGAAAAUUCUUCCAAGAAAAAAAAUGAUGAUUCCUCGACAAUAAACAGUGACAAUAUUGUCAAUUUCUGCCUGACUAAUUAUUUAGGGAGUAAGAAACCUUCUUCUAGUGAUUUCAAAUCGAAUGCCUUACUUAAAUCACUCGAUCUCUUACUGAAAAAUAACAUAAAUAUCAUGAAUCUGUUCAACGAUAAGAAAGAUUUGAAGCACGAGGUGAAGCCAAUCGUUUCGAACCAAACGAUAAGUUGCUUAUCAUCUGAUAAUGUCAUAAAAAGGACCGGUCAGGAGCACAACAAGUUAUUAACAGCAGUGUGUGAUGCAAUUCUUUCAAGUCAUAAAUUCGACAACGACAAAUUCAGUUCAAGACCUCAGUUUACAGACUCUCGUUUUAAUUUUAAAAAUUCAGAUUCGAAAGAAUCGUUUAAUAUUUUUUCGAGUAAAGAAAUCCUGGGACGGAUUUUGAGCGAUUUGAAUUUUUCUAUGAACAAGAGUCUGGAUGGUCCAAGUAUACCCAAAGAGGUGGGAAUAAGUAAAAAUGGGCCGCAAAAAAUCGAUAGUUUUUAUUAUCCAAAACGAUCUUUGACGAAGUUGAUAAGAAAUAAGAGUCGCAUACUGACAGCUCCUCGUUUUCCGAAAAAAAUUGAAGCUUUGAGGAAGCUGGAUUUGCUUAAAUCAGGGCGUGAUGAUUCAAGGGUGAAACGAGGGUUUGGGGGUCACUAUAAGAAAGUAAGUGGUCUGAAAGUAGAUGAUCCUAAGAAGGGAAAACUCGACGAGAGUAAAAUAAGUUUCACCGAUAUUUUCAAAAAUAGUCAAGCAGUGAAUAAAUUAAAUUCGAAUCAGAAAAGUUCCCAAAUGUGUUCAACAUCCAGACAAGACACCUCGACACUGGAAUCUGUGGAAGCGCUCUUGAAGUCGCUCGAUUUAACAGAUGACUCAACAGGUGCUAAUUUUAAAAAUCAUGAAAAAAUUAGUAAUGAAAGAAAUCGACUCGAAACUCUUCUACAGGAUCACCAAUUGAAUCUACUAGAUUCGACUUCACCUCCUUUUACUGAUUUUGAUUUACUUUUGACCAACGAUGAAGACAGGCAAGAAGUGCAGGACAAUAAGAAACCAAAGGAUUGUUCCAGUAAAUAAUUUUGCCUGUAAUCUAUAGUGUAGUAAACGUCUUA